ACAGUAGCUAACUGCUCCUCGAGCCAUAAGGAGGCCCUCGCGCUUUUCUUUCUUUCACCCCAACAGGAUGGAGUCCAUAGGCGCGCGUGGUAUUUCCGUUUGAUCUUUCGAAAAAAAAAAGAAGGAAAGAAAGAAAGAAAGAAAGAAAGAAAGAAAGGAAACCGUAGUCGCGCAACAAAACGAAAGAAAGAAAGAAAGAAUGGCGAACACGGCACAUCUCGUCCGCCGGCAAAGCUCGCGCGACUUAAAGCCCCAGAAGAGUGUGGACAAGCUUGAGAUGAAGGAAAUGAGAGGUAGAUUAGUGGUGGACAAUAGAAAGACUAACACCACUGCCAAUUAUGGGGCCACGAACGCAGCCUUUGAGGACUCCAGUCCUAACAUGAAGAACAAAGCGGGGAACGAGGGUGGGGGUAGCAAGCUCGGGAGUAACGAGGGAAAAGCGAUUUUCCGGCCGGAAGCGGGCGAAGAUGAGAGGGAAAAUUGGGAUAGUAAGCUUACUUUUCUACUAGCAACAGUCGGAUACGCGGUGGGCCUUGGAAACGUGUGGAGAUUCCCUUAUCUCGCUCAGAAGAACGGCGGAGGGGCAUUUUUGAUCCCAUACUUCGUAAUGCUGGCCAUCGAGGGUAUCCCCAUAUUCUAUCUGGAAUUGGCGAUCGGCCAGAGAUUACGGAAGGGAGCUAUCGGCGUGUGGAAUCAGGUUUCUCCGUACAUGGGCGGUAUAGGCGUGAGCAGUGCUGUGGUAUCUUUCAACGUAGCUCUGUAUUACAACACUAUUAUCGCUUGGUGCCUAUUUUACUUCGUUCAAAGUUUUCAAUCGAAGCUACCGUGGGCCGAGUGCCCCAACGUGUACUUCCAAAACGGAUCGUACGCACCCGAGUCGGAGUGUGUGAUAAGCAGCCCGACGCAAUACUUCUGGUAUCGGACGACUUUGAUGAUAUCCGAGGACAUCAACAGCCCAGAGAUAUUCAAUUGGAAGAUCGCUCUGGCUCUGGUGAUCGCGUGGAUCCUCGUCUACAUGUGCAUGAUCAAGGGAAUCGCUUCAUCAGGGAAGGUCGUGUACGUGACCGCCACAUUUCCGUACAUCGUUCUGAUCAUUUUCUUCUUUCGCGGCGUCACUCUGACAGGGAUGUCCGAUGGGCUACGUCACCUUUUCACCCCAAAGUGGUGGAAGUUGACCGAUCCAGUGGUAUGGCUGGAAGCGGGCACGCAGAUAUUCUUCUCCCUCGGUUUGGCGUUCGGCGGUUUGAUAGCCUUCUCCUCUUACAAUCCUGUGAACAACAAUUGCUACCGAGACGCGAUAAUGGUCAGUUUAACCAACUGUUUCACUUCCAUGUUCGCCGGCAUUGUUGUGUUUUCUAUUAUUGGUUUCAAAGCGACCAUGGUCUACGAGCACUGUUUAACCGAAAGGAAUGCGACCCUGUUCAAUAUAUUUGGCCAAUUGGAUAAGAUACCCGAGGAAAUACCAGCGAGUGGUACACUUUUGAACGUCACCACUGGAAACGGGACGUUGGACAGCUUGAUCAUGCCGGAAUUGCCCGAAUGCGACCUCGAAAAAGAAUUAGACAACUCGGCAUCGGGGACUGGGCUGGCGUUCAUCAUAUUCACGGAAGCGAUCAAUCAAUUUCCCGGCGCUCAAUUCUGGUCCGUGUUAUUCUUCCUCAUGCUGUUCACCCUGGGAAUCGAUUCUCAAUUCGGCACGCUGGAAGGGGUGGUCACGAGCAUCGUCGACAUGAAACUGUUCCCGAAUUUGCGCAAAGAAAUUCUCACAGGCGGGAUUUGCUUGCUUUGCUGCGCGAUCUCGAUGGCGUUCGCUCACGGUGCUGGAAGCUACGUCUUCGUGUUGUUCGAUAAUUUUAGUGGAAACUUUCCCCUGUUGAUCAUCGCGUUCUUCGAAUGCAUCGCAGUGUCCUACGUGUACGGGUUGAAAAGAUUCGCGGACGACAUCGAACUGAUGACCGGCAACCGUCCAGGCCUUUAUUGGCUGAUAUGUUGGAAGUACUUGAGCCCGAUGGCUAUGCUGAGCAUCUUGAUCGCCUCGAUCGUCGAGAUCAUCGUGGAUGGGAGUGGUUAUCCAGCUUGGGUUGCCAGCAAGGGCAUCACGGAGAAACACGAGUGGCCCGUUUGGGCGUUGGGCCUCAUUGGUAUCCUCAUCCUCGCCUCCGUUCUUUGGAUUCCCGCCGUUGCAAUUUGCAGACUUUUCGGGAUACUGAUAAUCGAGGAUAACGAGAAAGCGUGGUUCCCCGCUGCCGAUCUGAAAGAGUUUCACGGAAUAGUGCCCCACGAGGUGACAUCUGCGGAAACGUUGCUGUUCUGCAUAAGGAGCGACGGCUCGGAGGGCCUGUGUUGCCCGACCGGGGGCCCCAGCGACGACGACGACGAGGAUCUCACCUAGGAAUGGUUGUCCUCUCACGCGUUCGAUUAACGUGCGUUCAAAAUGGUUCGCGAGGCCGAGGAACAGCAUUUUUUUCACACCGUGCCGUGGAAAGACGACUCGUAUCCGUCGUAUUCUUCGUUUUCCAUUUAAGCGCCGCAUUACUCUUUAUUUUUAGAGCGCACAUAUAUCUAUAUAGAAGAAGGGUACAUCGUGUCAAUUAAUACGAUCGAAAAUGUUUGUAUAAUAAUUCGAUCUACGCGUACGACGACGAGAUUCGUUUGAGGGAAAGGAAGACAGAACGUUGAAUUGAAGGGAGAAGGGACAGGGGGUAAUUGUUUAUUUCAUCUUUUCUUUUAGACGUGAUCUCUCUCUCUCUGUCUGUCUGUCUGCUGUUUUUCGAGUCUCUGAAUCAUUUAAUAUACGCGCGAAUGUCAAUAUUCCGAUUGGGAAAACGUUUUCAAAUUUUUGAGAAGAGAGUAUAAGUGAGUAUAAGUAAAAAAGAAGAAGAAAAGAAACUGCAAGUUGCACCAAGUUCGAGGCAAACUUAGUUUUUUCGCUUUCCUCGCGAAGAUAUGCGAUGCAUCCCGAUGCCGUUUAUGCGAGAUAUAUUUUAUCGUUAUUCGAUUCGUUUCUAUAUAAUAUUUUGCGCGGAGAAGCAUUGGAAAUUUUAUCUUUUAUACAUUGUGAUAAUGUUAGAAAGGAACGAUUGAAUAUAGAAGAGGGGAGGAAGAAAGUGAUGAAUGGAAGAAGGGGAAGUGAAGAAUGAUACGAAAUAUUAUGAUUUGUUAGGAGAUGUAUCGUGUAUUUCAAAGACUAUGUAACCAUAUAACGCGCAAUCAUUCUAGCAUUUACAUACAGUUGCAUUCUUAAAAGACAUGUUGAAAUCCUGCAACGACAGAAUUGCAGAUGAUCAUGAUAAAAUAGGAUAACCAAUAAGUUAAAGUUUAGACUCGAAAUAAAAACUUUUACCGCUUAGCAAAAAUUGCAAGUAACGUGAGAAACCUAAGAUUAGUUGUAGGAGCCGUCCAAUGGCCGUAAAGGAAGAAAAAAGGAAAAAAAAAAAAAAAAAAGAACAAAAAAAUGGGGACGAUCCCGAAUUUUAUUCCACUUUUUUUUAUUAUCUUUUUCUUUCUUUUUUUUUUUAUUAUUAUUUUAAAACACCGAUUGAUUCUCUGAUUGUGCUCUUAUUAUCGUCGCGAAAUUAUAAUAUUAUACAAAGAUCUGAUCGAUUGUUUGAAAUUUCGAGAGAACGUAUCCAAAAAAAAAAAGAAAAAAAAAAAAGAAGAAAAAACAGAAAAAAAAAGGGAGAGAAGAAGGAGCAAUCCGAUCAAGAAUCAUAUCAAUGAUCUCGUUCCGCAAAAACGAUGUGAUCAAGUGUGAUGCAUUCGAAUAGUUGAAAUUAGCCCCAUCCCUAGCUCUCUUAUUAUUAAAUCGAGUAUCAAUUAUUAUACUUUAGCUAUACAUAUACAUACAUAUCUCACGUGUCGAAUUUAUAGAAUUUCUUUCUAAAUCGAGAGUGAAGAAAAGGUAAAAAGAACGAGAGAAGAGGAGGUAGUAAUAAAAUAAUUCGAAAUGGUGAACUAAAGUAUCGAGGGAAGAGGUUAAAAAAAAAAAAGAAAAAAAAAA
Messenger RNA from Apis mellifera (honey bee), 4000 nucleotides. RefSeq names its product sodium-dependent neutral amino acid transporter B(0)AT3. The record is from RefSeq and is a predicted model, not a curated record. Lineage: Eukaryota; Metazoa; Arthropoda; Insecta; Hymenoptera; Apidae. Gene Ontology annotation, cellular component: membrane. The coding region runs from base 200 to 2392 and encodes 730 amino acids. The transcript is spliced from 14 exons. Gene Ontology annotation, biological process: sodium ion transmembrane transport.